Messenger RNA from Impatiens glandulifera, 2029 nucleotides. Its product is annotated as patellin-3-like. The transcript is spliced from 2 exons. Gene Ontology annotation, molecular function: lipid binding. Bases 55 to 1749 code for a protein of 564 amino acids. NCBI's taxonomy places the organism in Eukaryota, Viridiplantae, Streptophyta, Magnoliopsida, Ericales, Balsaminaceae. The record is from RefSeq and is a predicted model, not a curated record.
CACUCGCCUCUCUCUCUCUCUUCCUUCUUUCUCCUCUGUUUUCUUCUUCCGAUUAUGGCUGAAGAAACUGAUCAGAAAAAGGCACCAGAAGCUCCUCCGGCGACGGCAACUACGGUUUCCGAUGAGUCACCCGUAACGGAGAAGAUUACCAUCCAGACUAACCCAUCUCCUGUUCCCGAACCCGAGCCAGAAUUAGCUGAGAAAUCGGUUGUAGCUCCGGUCGAAGAAGUUGCAGAGCCUGAAAAGGCAGCUAAACCGGAGGAAAAGAUUGCUGAAUCCGCUUCCUUCAAAGAAGAAACUAAUGUCGUCGGAGAACUCCCCGAUCCUCAAAAGAAAGCCCUUGACGACCUAAAACUUCUCGUUCAAGAAGCCCUUAAUAACCACCAAUUCACUGAAGAGGAGCCAAAACCCGUUGCUGUAGAGGAGGAGACGAAACCCGUCGCCGGAGAGGAGGAGCCGAAGGCUGUUGAUAAAACAGAGGAGAAGACUCCUCCUUCGGUGGUGGUUACCGAGACAGAAGCCUCGGAGAAAGUUACUGUCGCUGUCGUUGAGCAUGACGGAGUUAAAACUGUGGAAGCUAUUGAGGAAACAGUGGUGUCAGUUACCGCGGCGGCGGUGACGGCGGAGGAAGAGAAACCAACGGUAGCGGCGGAGGAAACUAAGAAAGAGGAAACAGAACAAACCCAUGUUGUUCUUCCACCACCAUCGCCGGAAGAAGUAACAAUCUGGGGAAUUCCAUUACUCGCCGACGAAAGAAGUGACGUAAUCCUUCUGAAAUUCCUCCGUGCACGAGAUUUCAAAGUGAAAGAAGCUUUCGCCAUGUUAAAGAACACAAUCAAAUGGAGGAAAGAAUUCGGAAUAGAAUCUCUCCUAGAAGAAACAGAACUCGGAACUGGGUUAGAGAAAACCGUCUUCCUUCACGGAUUCGACAAAGAAGGACACCCUGUUUACUACAAUUCCUAUGGAGAAUUUCAGAACAGUGAACUUUAUCAGAACACGUUUUCCGAUGAAGAAAAACGACAAAAGUACCUUCGUUGGCGGAUCCAGCUUUUGGAGAAGAGCAUCUCUAAGCUUGACUUCUCUCCUGAUGGAAUCAAUACAUUUGUGUUCGUCAACGAUCUGAAAAACUCCCCUGGUCUACUCAAAAGAGAUCUCCGAUUAGCCACAAACAAAGCCUUGUUCUUACUUCAAGACAAUUACCCAGAAUUUGUUUCCAAACAGGUUGUCAUCAAUGUUCCAUGGUGGUACUUGGUUUGGUAUAGAUUGAGCAACACUUUCUUCAGUCAAAGAUCCAAGAGCAAGUUUGUCUUUGCAGGAUCAUCAAAAACAGCUGAAACCCUCUUCAAAUACAUAGCACCAGAGCAAGUUCCUGCCAAGUAUGGAGGACUAAGUAAGGAAGGAGAUGAAAAAGAAGAAGAAUUCACCACUGCAAACGAAGCUAAAGAAGAAAUCAUCAAACCUGGAACUAAACAUACAAUUGAGAUUCCUGUUUCUGAUUUGGGCACUUUUGUAUGGGAAACUAGAGUUGUUGGAUGGGAUUUGAGCUAUGGAGUUGAAUUUGUUCCCCAAGCUGAGGAUGGGUAUACUGUAAUUGUUCAGAAGUUGAGAAAGGUUGGAGUGGCUGAGGAGAAUGUUGUUAAUGGAAGUUUUAAGGUUAAGGAAGUGGGUAAGAUUGUAUUGACUUUUGAUAACCAGAGCUCAAAGAAGAAGAAGAAGGUUGUUUAUAGGUACAAGACAAAGAGUGAUUGAUUGAUUAUUGAGAAGAAGAAGAAGAAGAAGAAAGGUUACAACUUUGGUUUGUAUUGAAAGUUUUUUAUUUUUAUUAUUCUUUGAGUUUUGAUUCAUACUUUCAAUGUUUUGUUUUUGGGGAUUUGUUUGUUUGUUUGUUUGAUAUGAUUUAGGUCAACAAUUUGAUAUUUUUCAAUUAUUGUUUAUAUUAUUAUUAUUAUUAUUUAAUCUUUUGUGGAAGUUAAUGUUGUUAGAAACUUAAUAUUGUUUGUUUAAUAUAUUUACAUUUUUUUCUAUUCUA